AUGGAUCCCUCCAGGCCAGCCACGGUGAGUACCCUGGGUGAGGCCAAGUACAUCGACUUCCCCAGUCUCCCCGACGAUGCGAAGCAUGAGGAUGGCUCGCCGGCGUUGAACAGACACUCUACGACUAUUACCCGGGGGCAUGACUUCCCCGGUGCACAAGCAAUGCUGUUCGCUGCUGGAAUCCCCGAUCGAGACGCUAUGACGAAGAGCCCCCAGGUCGGCAUUGCGUCGGUGUGGUGGGAGGGAAACCCGUGUAAUAUGCAUCUGUUGGAUAUGGGCAAGACGGUGAAGAAGUCUGUGACAGAGAAGGGCAUGAUUGGGUGGCAGUAUAACACCAUUGGUGUGUCAGAUGCGAUUACCAUGGGUAGUGAAGGAAUGAGAUUCUCGCUGCAGACUCGUGAGAUUAUCGCCGAUAGUGUCGAGACGGUUACCUGCGCGCAGUACCAUGACGCUUGUAUUGCGAUUCCCGGUUGCGACAAGAAUAUGCCCGGUGUGGUGAUGGGUAUGGCUCGACACAACCGGCCGUCUAUCAUGAUCUAUGGUGGAACAAUCCAGAUCGGAUACUCGGACCUGCUUCGCAAACCUAUCAAUGUCUCUUCGUGCUUUGAAGCCGCCGGUGCUUAUGUCUAUGACACUCUGCGCCAGCCCGACGACGGCGGUGACACCAGCAAGAACAAGGAUGAGAUUAUGGAUGACCUGGAGAGACAUGCCUGUCCCAGUGCUGGAGCAUGCGGCGGUAUGUUCACGGCCAACACUAUGGCCACGGCUAUCGAGUCGAUGGGUCUGUCGCUUCCCGGGUCGUCGUCCACGCCAGCGACAUCUCCGUCCAAGAUGCGCGAGUGUGUCAAGGUUGCGGAUGCCAUCAAGGCAUGCUUGGAGAGGAACAUCAAGCCCCGGGAUCUGCUGACGAAGCGGUCGUUCGAGAACGCGCUUGUUAUGACCAUGGCUCUUGGUGGUAGUACCAACGGCGUGCUUCACUUCCUUGCUAUGGCUCGCACUGCGGGCGUGGACAUGACUAUCGAUGACAUUCAGCGUGUUAGCAACAAGAUCCCUUUCAUCGCUAACCUUGCGCCCAGCGGGAAGUAUUACAUGGCAGAUCUCUAUGACAUUGGAGGCAUUCCAUCCGUCCAGAAGCUGCUAAUCGCCGCUGGUCUCAUCGACGGUGACAUCCCCACUGUAACCGGCAAGACAUUAGCACAGAACGUUGAAUCCCACCCAUCCCUCCCGCAAGACCAGGCCAUCAUCCGCCCACUGGACAACCCCAUCAAGACGACAGGUCAUCUGCAAAUCCUACGCGGCAACCUAGCCCCCGGUGGCGCCGUAGCCAAGAUCACCGGCAAGGAGGGCACCCGAUUCACAGGCAAAGCUCGCGUAUUCGACAAAGAGUACCAACUCAACGACGCCCUGAACCAGGGUAGGAUCCCCCGGGGCGAGAACCUAGUGAUCAUCGUCCGCUACGAAGGUCCCAAGGGCGGCCCAGGAAUGCCGGAACAGCUCAAAGCCAGCGCGGCACUCAUGGGAGCCAAGCUCACGAACGUGGCCCUGCUCACAGACGGCCGGUACUCAGGGGCUAGUCACGGGUUUAUUGUUGGGCAUAUUGUGCCCGAGGCAGCGGUUGGGGGUCCGAUUGCUGUUGUGCGCGAUGGCGAUGUGGUUACGAUCGAUGCGGAGAGCAAUUCGCUUAGCAUGGAUGUGUCUGAGGAGGAGAUUCAGCAGCGUUUGAGGGAGUGGAAGCCCCCGGUGCCGCAUGUUACUCGUGGUGUGUUGGCGAAGUAUGCGCGGUUGGUUGGGGAUGCAUCGCAUGGUGCGAUGACGGAUUUGUUUUGA
This is a messenger RNA of Aspergillus chevalieri, 1827 nucleotides long. It is a transcript of the gene ilv3B, whose product is annotated as putative mitochondrial dihydroxy acid dehydratase. Gene Ontology annotation, cellular component: mitochondrion. The record is from RefSeq and is a predicted model, not a curated record. The transcript is spliced from 3 exons. The coding region runs from base 1 to 1827 and encodes 608 amino acids. Gene Ontology annotation, biological process: branched-chain amino acid biosynthetic process. Gene Ontology annotation, molecular function: dihydroxy-acid dehydratase activity. Lineage: Eukaryota; Fungi; Ascomycota; Eurotiomycetes; Eurotiales; Aspergillaceae.